UAGCCCAGGGCUUUGCAGCUCUCCUGGUCGAUCCCGCAGACCCGCACCACCCGUUCACCCCCGGCGGCGCCCCUUCGCUCCCCCGACACAUUUCCGCGAGCAGCUGGUGCGCGCGCGGAGCUGAGGCCAUGGCGAUGGCGAAGGCCAAAUCCACCGCCCUCUCCGCCGCCGAAAAGUGCCGGAACAUCCUGGGCGCCAGUUGGGAAGCCCACCUCAACACCAUCAAAGCCGACGCCAAGGGAAGCAAGGGGGAGGUUUACACGUCCAGGGUGCACUACAUGGUCCAAAAGGGCAUGCCCUACCUGAUCGUCCCCGAGAACGACAUGCACAACAUUAACAUUAUAAUCGACGAGCGGGGUUCUCUCUCGGUGUCCAGUCCAGUCCCAGGUCGCCUUGCCAGCUUGCUCAAGUCAAUCAACAAGUUGCCUCCCCGGGUUGCUAUGACCGGCGAUGUCCUGCGCAUGAAGGAGACAAAGAUUCCAGUUAUAGCUGAAAGCUUUAAGAAAGCUAUUCUGAAGGAACAUAAAGCUGCUAGCGAAGCUACUUAUGGGGUAUCAACGGUAUUGUCUUCCGCAAGUGCUACUUGUAGGUCGCGCAGCGAAGGUCUCCUUAGCUUACUCAAUGAAGAGAGCUCCUACAAUAUCUUGAAGUUUGAAAUUGGCUCGUGUGUCUUCAUAGAUUCAUUGGGGAGCAGCCAUAAUAUUGAGUUGGAUACUUUUGAACCACCAAAAGCCGACCUGCUAUUGCCAUUCUCUGCGAAGCUUAUUGAUGGUAUCAACAGGAGUGACCCAAGGCGGAGAGCACUUAUACUUUUCUGUUUCGAGUAUUUUGAUGUGACUGCCAGAGAUGCAGUCUUGCUCUCCGUUGAUCACCAUGGAUUUGAGGUGCUCGCCAGGGUUCCUGAAAGAGCUACCGCACCUGAUGUCCCUCAGCAGUACCACUGGAAAGAGUUCAGGUUCACAUUCAAGGAAGCAGUCAAGGAUGUCGAGGACUUCUGCCGCAUGUUGGUCGAGCUAGAAGAAGAAGCUCUGCACAGCGUAAAGAGCUAUAGCGGAUUAGGUUGAAGGGGAUAGUAGCUCUUUCUCAAACCAAAGGGCACAAGAUUCAGAUCUUCAGUUAUGAUAAUAAAUCAUCUGAAGAAUAUUACUUGACUGCGUUUUUGUAGAUGGUUUGCAUUGUAAACUGACAUCAUUCGAUUGAGAAUCAACAGUUAGGUUUGUAUGUCACCAUAAUUUUCAGCCUGUUUGGUAGUACUUAUUUACAAAUCAGAAAGGAAACUUCUCUGCA
Molecule: messenger RNA, 1287 nt
Organism: Aegilops tauschii subsp. strangulata
Lineage: Eukaryota; Viridiplantae; Streptophyta; Magnoliopsida; Poales; Poaceae
Source: RefSeq, a predicted model, not a curated record